AUGGCAGCUACUGUGCUUGGGCUCCUCGCGCUGCUUGCUGUGCCGGCGGCAGCAGAUUUGUUCCCAGAUUGUGUCCAUGGACCUCUUGCAAACAAUACUGUCUGUGAUACAUCUGCCUCGGUGGCAGACCGAGCCAGGGCGCUCAUUGGAGCCAUGGAUCUCGACGAGAAGUUCAACCUGACAGGCAACACUUCUCCAGGAGUGCCACGUUUGGGGAUCCAUAGCUACCAAUGGUGGCAGGAAGCACUGCACGGCGUGGCAAGCUCCCCAGGUGUGACAUUCAGCCCAAAUGGAGAGUUCUCUUAUGCCACCUCCUUCCCGCAACCGAUUCUGAUGUCGGCGGCCUUUGACGAUGCGUUGAUUCAUGCUGUUGCGACUGUUAUCAGUACCGAAGCACGCGCCUUCAACAAUGCCAACCGGAGCGGACUGGACUAUUGGACACCCAACAUCAACCCGUACAAAGAUCCACGUUGGGGCCGCGGACAGGAGACUCCGGGAGAAGAUCCUUUCCAUCUCAAGUCCUAUGUUGCUUCCCUGAUCGACGGUCUUCAAGGUGGUCAUGAUCCAGCCAUCAAAAAGGUCAUCGCUACCUGCAAGCAUUUUGUAGCCUACGACCUGGAGAACUGGGUGACAACAGACCGAUACAACUUUGAUGCCCAAGUCACCACCCAAGACCUUGCUGAAUACUACAUGCAACCGUUCCAGACCUGUGCCAGAGACUCCAAUGUUGGCUCAAUCAUGUGUUCCUACAAUGCCUUGAAUGGCGUGCCAACCUGUGCCGACCCGUACAUUCUCCAGACCAUCUUGAGGGAACACUGGAACUGGACGGGCGAGGGCCAGUAUGUGACCUCUGACUGCGACGCCAUUCAAAAUAUCUAUUCGCCCCAUGAUUACACGACAUCUCGAGAGCAAGCUGUCGCCGACGCCCUAAAAGCAGGGACCGAUCUCAACUGUGGCACAUACUAUCAGACACAUCUGCCUGGCGCUUUUGAACGGGGACUGUUCAACGAAAGUGUGCUCGAUCAGACCCUCAUCCGUCUUUAUUCGUCCUUGAUACGCCUGGGGUAUUUUGAUCCUGCAUCUGCCACGCCGUAUCGCUCCCUCGGCUGGCAGAAUGUGUCGACCCCGGCAUCCGAAGCUCUCGCAUUGAAGGCCGCUGAGGAAGGCAUUGUGCUUCUGAAGAAUGAUGGCACACUGCCCUUGUCCUUGCCGACAAACAGAAACACCACCAUCACUCUAUUUGGCGAAUGGGCCAAUGUGACGACGCAGUUGCAAGGGAACUACUUUGGCCAGGCAAGAUUCCUUCAUGCACCUCUCUAUGCUUUGCAGCAAUUGCCGCACGUCAAUGUCAAAUACUCCAGCACCCUGAACAACAUCAACUUCCCUACCACAGACAACUGGGAUGACCUUAUGUCGGCGGCGGAAGAAGGCGACAUCGUGAUCAUCGCAGACGGCAUCAACGACGACGACGAGAGCGAGAGUCUGGAUCGAUACGACAUCAGCUGGGCUCCGGGGAGGGUCGAUCUGAUCAAUCAGGUCGCGGCCAUGGGCAAACCUGUCAUCUUGCUUCAGAUGGGUGACCAGCUCGACGACACUCCCUUCUUGAACAACCCUAACGUCUCGGCCAUCGUGUGGGGUGGCUACCCAGGCAUGGCUGGAGGUGAUGCUCUCAUCAACAUUGUCACGGGCAAGGUGGCGCCAGCAGGAAGACUUCCUGUCACACAAUACCCUGCCAACUAUGUUGAACAGGUCGCCAUGACCGACAUGAACCUAAGACCCAACGCCUCGUCUGGCAAUCCGGGAAGAACAUAUAAAUGGUUCAGUGAUGCUGUUCUUCCGUUCGGAUACGGUCUACACUACACCAACUUCAGUCUAUCAGUGGCUCAACCUCAGCAGUCAAGUUUCAAUAUCUCCCAGCUCGUGUCGGGCUGCGAUCGCUCGACGCACAAGUACCUCGACCUGUGUCCCUUUAGCAGCUUCAAGGUCAACGUCACCAACACGGGCAAAGUCGCGUCAGACUUUGUGACGUUGGGAUUCAUCAGUGGCCAGAAUGGACCCGCGCCACAUCCCAUCAAGGAGCUUGUUGCGUACCAAAGACUGUUCAACAUCACAGGGGGCUCCUCGCAGACGGCGACACUGAACUUGACGCUAGGCAGUCUGUCGCGACGGGAUGAGAAUGGCAAUGAAAUCCUGUACCCCGGUGACUAUGGAUUGCUGGUGGAUGUCCCGACUCAGGCGACGGUGAACUUCACCUUGACAGGUAGCCCAGUGACGCUUGACCAGUGGCCACAGAGACCUGCCAGUGGAUGA
This is a messenger RNA of Fonsecaea nubica, 2310 nucleotides long. RefSeq lists its product as hypothetical. Gene Ontology annotation, biological process: xylan catabolic process; arabinan catabolic process. Bases 1 to 2310 code for a protein of 769 amino acids. NCBI's taxonomy places the organism in Eukaryota, Fungi, Ascomycota, Eurotiomycetes, Chaetothyriales, Herpotrichiellaceae. Gene Ontology annotation, molecular function: xylan 1,4-beta-xylosidase activity; alpha-L-arabinofuranosidase activity. Gene Ontology annotation, cellular component: plant-type cell wall. The transcript has 5 exons. The record is from RefSeq and is a predicted model, not a curated record.